GCUUCACUUCUAAAAGAGAGAAUGUAAAGAAUAAAAAAUGGCGGGAACACUGGCUGGAGUAGAGCUGAACGCAGAGAAUGUGGAGAAAGCAGUUCUUCAGUUCUAUCAAUCUUCAGCUACUCAGGAAACGCAUCAAUGGCUGACAAUUGCUCAGAUAUCUCCUCAGGCCUGGAACUUUGCCUGGGAGCUUAUCCGUCCGGAGAAAUCUCCGGAGGUUCAGUUCUUCGGAGCUUCAUGUCUUGCUGUUAAAGUAUCUCGGUAUUGGGCGGAGCUGAAAGCUGAACAACAUCCUGCUCUCAGGAAGAAACUAUUGGAUACUAUUGUAACGUAUCAGGGUCCUAAGAUAGUACUGACGAGGAUUUGUGUUGCAGUCUCCGGGUUGGUUAUACACAGUGUCUCAGAUAAUUGGCAGCAACCCAUUCAGGAUCUGAUCAACAUGUUUCAACCUCAUAUAACCACGGAGAAUAUGCGUCCUUUAGCUCUUCUUCUUGAACUACUUACAGUUAUACCAGAGGAGUUCUCAACCCUUCUUCUUCCUUCACAACGUAGAGCACAGGUGCGGAAUCACUUGACCGGUAGUUUGACCGGUAUGCUUCAGUUCCUGAUGCAGGUUUUAAAUCAACAAACUAACUCGGAGGUUUCUAUUCAGGCAUUUAAAUGUAUUCAGGCAUGGGUUCAGUUCGGUGUACCGCUGGAUGAGUCGGGGGAAAUUAUUGAACGUCUUCUUGCUGCUGUUCAUGACGAGGAACUCUCCGAUGUAGCAUUUGAAGCCCUGUCCAGCAUGGUUACACACCCGGAUACACACAAGUAUCCGAACCAUCUUAUGGCUCUACUUAAACGUCUGAUUCCUCUGGAUCGUAUCCUCAUAGACUAUAUUGGAGAGGGGAGCUACGAGUGCGCACUUCCGGUUCUCACUCUCUUCAUCAGCUUCGGGGAGUCACACUCCAGGCUCAUGAUAGAUUGGGCUACUAGUUCACAGGAUGGACGUGAAUCAGUGUUAAGAUUGAUUUCUACCAUCUUGUACGCAUCCUCUUGCCCUGCUCAGUUCCCUACACAAGAAACAAUUUCUGAAAUGCCCUUCGGGUUCUGGUAUAUUCUACAGGACGAUAUUAUAGCCUGUGAACCUGACCAGUAUCAGCAAUGUGUAGCGUUAUUUGGACCUGUCUACACAGCGCUAGUCAAUACAAUGCUCAUGAAAUCAAUGUACGAUCCUAAGGACGACCAGUGGACUGCCGACCAGAGGGAGUCUUUCAGGUGUUAUAGAACUGAUAUAGCAGAUACGAUCAUGUAUAGUUUUAAUAUUCUCCGGGACGGACUAUUGCAUUCCUUGCUCCAACAUCUAGAUUCUUCCAUCUCCGCGUGUUUAACCUCCCCGGCAGCCUGGCCUGCGCUAGAGGCGUGUCUUCACGCCUGGUAUGCUGUAGCAGAAUCUCUAGCAGACUCAGACGAAGAGGAAGCUAAUCCACUAUUAUCCAUGUUCUUAGCAAAACUUCCGAUCAUUCCGUUUAGUAAGAAUAUCCGGGUAUUCUCUACAGUACUGGACUGUAUUGGCGGAUUCUCGGAUUGGUUGGCGAUGCAUCCUCAACUUCUCCCUCAUGUUACUCCUAUUGUAACUUCAGCUCUGGGGAACACGGAACUAAGCCUGGCAGCAACCAUGGCUCUCAAGGAUAUAUCAAGGGAUUGCACGGACAGUAUGCGACCUUAUGCCGGAGAAGUGAUAGAUGCAAUCCAUCAAUCAACUGUGUCUGGAUGUUUAAAUACUGGGGAAAUAAUUCGUUUGAUGUAUCCUUUGGGGAAAAUGUUGGCAUUGCUGCCGACUCAGCAAAUUCUUCCUCGUCUAGAACCUAUUCUCUCUCCUCAUCUACAGCUCAUCAAUUCACUUUCUCUCUCUCCUGCUCCUGAUCAACAAACUAGACAGAAGAUUAUCUUUGUCCUCAAGUUGUUGGGAAGUCUGUUCCAAACUUUGAAUAUAACCCGGAGAUCUGAUGAUCAACCUGAGAGUGAAACCUCUCAGCUCAGAAACAGUCUCGGAGAACCUGUGGAUCAACCUGUCUUCAUCAUUUUAAAACAGUUCCUACCAAUGCUAGACAAGGUUUGUCAGAACAACCCUCAGGACUCGGAAAUUAUUGACUCCGUGUGCGCGCUAUUAAAACAGUCAGUUUCUACUCUUCAGGACGAGAUCCGUCCUUUAACCCAAGAUGUGGUGACCCUCACUAUGACCUGUUACAGAGCAACCCCGCAACCUGCCGCUUUGGAUCUUGUCAAGCAAUUUUUUGUAAUGUACGGACGUGAGACGGAGAUGGAAGGUCCCUUGAAAUCCUUAAUGUGUGAGAUUUGUAAUAUUUCAUUACGAACAAUUCAGUCCGGAGCAACUAUGUCUGAUCAUGCGGAUCUUAUAGAUUGUUUUUUUGCUAUGCUGGGUCAGGUGUUGAAGAAACAGGCUGGAUUGUUUGUAAACAAUGAACUGGAUUCUCUGCUACUAUUACAGUGUGCUAUUCAUACUUUAACAAUGCCAGAGCAACAUCCUGUCAAAUCCGCUGCCAUGUUCCUGACUCAGCUGAUCACAGUUUCCAGAGAAGUAGAGAACCUUGUACCUUUAGUAAACCAACAUGGAGAACAAGUUUUUAUGCAGGUGAUGAAAUGCAUCGGAGGAGAGUCAAACAGAACCUUCAUCGACUUUUUCACGGAUAUUCUAUUGGCUUUAAACAAGAAAUACUUUGAUAACAUGUGUAGAUAUAUGAACGCUAUGGUAUCCACUGAGAACUUUCCUUCUCCUCUCUGCUCUAAAGAGUCCAAGGAGAACUUUGCCCGGCUUGUGCUAAAGGAGAGAGCGAACAAGAGAAAGCUCCAGGAGACGGUUCGAGAAUUUUCUCUCCUGAGUCGAGGAUUGAUGGGAUCUGAGUAUGCGUCCCAGAUGGUGAAAUUCGGACUGUAACCUUCGAAUUUCAGGAGAUUCUGUCUUUGCAUUAAAUUUUCAUAUUCCAGGAUACCUAUAUUGUGCUUGUGCAUGAGUAUAUUCACUGGUCUAUCGUCUCCAUUUUACCAAUUCAAUAGUAGCUCAUAAACAAAUGUAUUCUUUUAACUUGUGUGGACCUUUCUAUAUUGCGGAAGUAAAUGCCUGUUCAGAAUUUUGCGAAGAAAGAAAUUUUCUUAAAAAUUAUUUUCAUUUUCUUUUUUUUGUGUCAAAAAAAGUAUGUAUCUUUAUCUAAAGUUUUACACUUAAUGCAUAAUUAUUAAUUAAUCAUGAUUGACAUGCUCUUGCCUAUAUUUAACUAGUUCAGUACAGUAUUCUGCUAAGCUCAUGUGUACUACAGUCAUAGUCGAGAACAGUGAAAUAUUUAUGUCUGCGUUCUUUCUUUAAAUAUAGCUAGACAUUUUUAUUUGAUAGUUGUCAUAUCUUAAUCUUAUAAAAUAUUUAAGGCUAAUUUUUGGAACUAUCUAAUCAAUACUUAAUAAAAAAAAUAGUUUUCUAUUUUUUAUGUUUAAAAAUGGGCAGAAGACUACAAUCAUAUCACUGUUUUCCGUGUUACCACUGUUUAAAUGUACGAUCAACUGAAGACCUGUUAAAACGUAAAGUACGAUAUAAAACAAAGGAGAAAAUUUCAUCAGUUAGUAAAUAUAUUUUUUAAUUAAAUUGUCACCAUCAUAAGUGUAAAUGAACUAGUUUUUCCCUUUGUUGAAAUACAAAUUAUUUUUUUAAACCUA
Molecule: messenger RNA, 3705 nt
Organism: Eurytemora carolleeae
Lineage: Eukaryota; Metazoa; Arthropoda; Copepoda; Calanoida; Temoridae
Gene: cdm
Product: importin-13
Exons: 13
Coding region: 38-2935 (965 amino acids)
Biological process (GO): protein import into nucleus
Cellular component (GO): nuclear membrane; cytoplasm
Molecular function (GO): small GTPase binding
Source: RefSeq, a predicted model, not a curated record